Molecule: messenger RNA, 2612 nt
Organism: Elgaria multicarinata webbii
Lineage: Eukaryota; Metazoa; Chordata; Lepidosauria; Squamata; Anguidae
Gene: COG8
Product: component of oligomeric golgi complex 8
Biological process (GO): intra-Golgi vesicle-mediated transport
Cellular component (GO): COG complex
Source: RefSeq, a predicted model, not a curated record
AUGCCAUCACCCAGAGCGCCGCCGCGGAACCACCGAGCCCGCGCCCCGCGGGCAGAGCGGCCCCCCGGUUGCCAUAGCGAUCACUUCCUCGUCCACGUCGAGGCGAUGGCGGCCUCGGAGGAGCCCGGGUCGGCGGGCGGCGGCGGCGGCGGCGGCGGCGGGGCGGAGCUGGAGGAGGCGAGCCUGCUGGCCUGGCUGUUCCGCGGGGCGCCGUCGCCGUCGGGCGCGGCGGCGGAGGCGGCGGCGCUGCCGGCCUACCUGGCGGCGCUGUCGGGGCUGGGCCUGGGCGCGCUGCGCAGGGAGCCGGCGCGGCUGGCGGAGGAGCGGGCGCAGCUGGGCGCGCAGACGCGGGCCUUGGCCUUCGCCCACUACAAGACCUUCAUCCGCUCGGCCGAGUGCACCGCCCAGACGCGGCGCGGCUUCGGCGGCAUCGAGGAGGGCCUCGACCGCCUGCUGGGGCGCCUCCCGCCCUUCGCGGAGACCUGCCGGAGCUUCAUGCACAACGCCGAGCACAUCGCCCAGAGCCGCCGCAUGAACAACCUGACCCUGAACCGCCACACCGAGAUCCUGGAAGUCCUGGAGAUCCCGCAGCUGAUGGACACCUGCGUCCGCAACAGCUACUACGAGGAGGCCCUGGAGCUGGUGUCCUACGUCCGCCGCCUGGAGAAGAAGCACGCCGCCAUCCCUGUCAUCCAGGGGAUAGUGGCGGAGGUGCGCCAGUCCACGCAGCUCAUGCUCACCCAGCUGGUCCAGCAGCUGCGCACCAACAUCCAGCUGCCCGCCUGCUUGCGCGUCAUCAGCUACCUGCGCUGCAUGGACGUCUUCACGGAGGCUGAGCUGCGCAUCACCUUCCUGCAGGCGCGCGACGUCUGGCUGCGCUCCAUCCUGGCCGCCAUCCCCGACGACGACCCCUACGUGCACAUCACCAAGACCAUCGAGGCCUGCCGGGUGCACCUCUUCGACACGGUCACGCAGUAUCGUGCCAUUUUUGCGGACGAGGAGCCGCUGGUGCCUCCCCCUGGGCAGGCUGCCCUCAACGAAAGCGCCCUCUUCCACGGGUGGGUGCUGCAGAAGGUCUCGCAGUUCCUGCUGGUGCUCGAGCGGGACCUGCAGCGAGGCGUGGGCAGCCGCCUGGACUCUCUGCUGGGCCAGUGCAUGUACUUCGGCCUCUCCUUCAGCCGCGUGGGGGCGGACUUCCGGGGCCAGCUGGCCCCGCUCUUUCAGCGGGUGGCGCUGCUCACCUUCAAGAAGGCCAUGCAGGAAGCUGGAAGCAAAUUCCAGGAGGAGAUGAACUCCUACACGCUGAUCUCCGCGCCGGCUGUCCUGGGCAGCACAAUCCCGGCGGCCGUGUCGUCUGCCCAGCCAGGCACUCUGCAGCCCCCCAUGGUGCUCCUGGACUUCCCGCCGCUCGCCUGCUUUCUCAACGACAUCCUGGUGGCCUUCAAUGACUUGCGUCUCUGCUGUCCUGUGGCUCUUGCUCCAGAGGUGGCCGCUACUCUGGAGGAGACGCUCGGCCAGGUGACAAAGAUCAUUCUGGCUUUCCACCGGGCCGAGGCGUUGGCUUUCAGCAGCCGAGAACAAGAGCUUUUCGUCCACUUCUGCACAGCGUUUCUGGAAGACUUGGUGCCCUACCUCAACCGCUGCCUCCAGCUCCUCUUCCCCGUAGCCCAAAUUGCACAGACUCUGGGUGUUCCCCCUACUCAGCUCCACAAAUACGGGAGCCUCGGCUGUGUGGAUGAGGGUGUGAUCCAGUCGCUCUUUGCUCCAGUCCUGCCUGAGAAAGAGGCUGUUUCUGCCCUGGCUGAGGAGAAAGGGCCGGCCCAAGAAAGCCCAGCAGCUGAACUGGACUCGGAGCUCCCUAAUUCUGAGCAGGAAGCAGAGCCUGGCACCAGGACCCCUGUUUCAGAAGCUGAAGAGAGCGGCUCCGCUGCUUCGGAGGAUGCGUUGCAGCCCAGUGCGCCGUGAACCACCGAAUCGUUAUCGCUGAACUGUGGCUCUUUCCUGGGGUGCCUGGCACUUGGCAGGCCUGGCUGGAGCAAGGAGCAGCCCUGUGUGUUCUUCACCGCUAGCCACGGGCAGGUGCAGCGCUGUGCUCCUCUGCAAGGACAGGGCAGGGUUGGGCUUGCAUUGCUCUGAGAGGAAGAAAGGAAGCUGGGAGAAGAGGGCGCCGGUGAAGGUGGAUCAGGGCCUGAAUAAACUUGACUAUUUUGUUUUGGUUCUUUGUACGUCGUUCUGCAAUACUGUGAGAGAACCGGCCGCACCUGUCUCCCCUCCUGAUGCUGGUCUAGGCCUAGUAUCAGCCUUUCCUGGGUCUCCCCAUUCACCAGAGAAACUCCUGUGUCAUCUUCCUCCUCCUCCUCUCCUGAGUUGUGUGGUGACUUCAGUUGCAAAACGGAAAGCCUGUAUUUGGGGGCAAAGAGCUUUCCUUGAUGUCUCUGGCAUCCGACUGGCUGCCUGCUGUUCUGGUUGCUUCCUGAAAGCACGACGCAUCUCACUAGCAGGCACGUGUGCUGCAAGAGCCCCGUUGGCUGUGGGAGAACGGGGUGGGGGUGGAAAGAGCUGAAUGGGUGCUACAGGGAGAGGUGCCUGCAGGGCCAGGCUCACCCAGGCCA